GUCAAAAUAAUCCGGAAGACGAUGUAGCUCGAAACAGUUGUUGGUGCUGAGACGAGGUUAAGUCUGAUCACGUUAGUGUUUAAGGCAUGGUAGUGGAACUUAAUGUUGUGGAAUAGAAGACAAGCAUAGCGACUCAAACGAAGAUUGUCUUCUGCUUUUUGAGUUGGUAGUCCAGCCUCACGUUUUGAGUUUCAAAGUCCAUGUUGACAUAUCGUUGCAGUCCUAGAUAUUAAAGAAGUGUAGCUCAUCGCAGACUGGUUCAUAGUAAUCAUGGGCAAUGGAAUGAGCAAGGUUGUCGAUGGGCUCUACCUUGGGAACAUAAGAGAUGCAGAAAACAGAAUAAGUCUGUCUAAUAAUGGCAUCACCCACAUCCUGUCUGUGUGCAACAAUGCUAAGCCCGUGUUUGAGGACAUGACGUACCUUUGUAUUCAUGCAGCUGAUGCUCCCAGCCAAAACCUAUUACAGCAUUUCAAAGAAUGCAUCAGCUUCAUCCAUGAAUGUCGCCUGAAUGGAGGAUCUUGUCUCGUUCACUGCCUUGCAGGGGUGUCCCGCAGCACUACCAUAGUAGUGGCCUACCUGAUGACUGUCACCCACUACAGCUGGGAAGAGUGUCUGUCUGCGGUCAAGGCGGUUCGCUCCUUUGUCGGCCCAAACUAUGGCUUCCAGGAGCAGCUGCAGGAGUACCAGAUGACACAUGUCUCAGAGUUCCAAUCAUGGUUACGGUCCAGUUUCCGUUCCAGUCCAUUUAAUGACCAGGAGCAGGUGGGCGCCCUGCUGAUCCAGUACACUGAGCAACAGGACAGCCAGAGGAGAGACGCAGACAGGCAGUGCUCGAUAAGUCACAAUAUACCUAUCUGUUCUAUGCCGUUGGACCCUGACGAUCCUGAAGGCAGCAGCUGAAACAUGGGUCUCUGGUAAUGCUAAAGUCCUGCCUAAUGCUGUCUGUAAAUGGCAGUAGCUAGUACCCUGUACUCGAUUCCAAAUCAACCCCAAGUUGUAUCCAACUUUAAGGCCUUUUUACAGCUCUGAAAGCAUAGGAUGAAAUAAAUGCCCCCUCAAAGUAUAUGUUACUUACUUUGCAUAUGUCUAGUCACUUUUUUAAGCAAUGGAGGUUCAUUUAGAAUUGGGCUACAGACUCCUCUCCACUAGCAGUACUCUUUGUGCUCCCUAAACUGAGUAUAGCCACAACAAGGGUAUCUGUGCUCACACACGCCUUACUCCAAACACCUCAGCACCUUAGCCGUGAUGAAUAAAACUAUACUUCCAUGCGGAUUCUUAACACCUGCAGUGUUUAGCUUGUUAGCCUUAUAGAUGACCAAUUAAUGCCGUCUUAAAGGAACAUCUUGUCUCUAAUUAUGUUGAUAUAUAGUCUGUGCUGGUGGACAAACACCACAAAUCUACAAAAUGGCUUUAAAAUUAUUCUGACCAUUUAUUCUGACAUGUACCAGUUUGCAGUCCCUUCCAGGAUCCUAAUGGUAAACUGUUUGAUCAACACUGCAGCUGGGGAAGUUAACAUGCUCGCUGAGCUGACAGCAUACAAUUUGUUAUUAUGUACAUCUUACUGAAAGGAAGCACUACUGCUGGCCUGUCAGACGCUACUGACAUUGCAUGUACCAUUAAAAUACACAUUAACCAAACAAUGGUAAUGGUGUCACUAGCAGAUACGCAAGACAACUACAGAUGUUAUACAAACAAAAAAUAUAUAUCAUUGUUGCACAUCACUGCCUAUACAGUCUAUGCUCACUGCCCAUGGAGGAAACAUUUGUUUACACCCAGUUGGAUACUGUUCUUUCAUUCCAGUUUUUACGUUUUGUUUCAUUUGGUUCCUCUUUGAAGAAAAGUUCAAGCCACCUGCACACUUUGUUCUUUUAGUAAUGUGUGCAACAGAAUCCAACACCAACCAUCCACAGUCGAAGCUCUCUUCUAUUUUAUCAGGCAGAGAGGACAAAAGGCAAAAAGUACAACAGCCAAACCCUCUGUAGUUUGUCCACUGUCAACUGAUGUCAGAUAAGCCAGCGGUGGGAUUUAUUAGUGAAUUAGGCUGCUUCAGUUCGCUACAGUGUUGCAGAAAACAUUGGUUCUUACUCCAGUAUACAGAUGUGCAACUAGGAGUAACGUAGUUUCAAAAUUGGCAGAAUGUUCCUUUUUAUAGUAAUGCAUAGCAGGUUAAAUUAGGAAGCUACAUAGAGUAUAGCUGUGUAAAACUAGUUGUAAACUACACAUGAAUGAUCCCUGCUGUUUAAACACUUUAGUCUUCCUGAUUUUACUGAAGCUCUGAUUUAUCUUUUUAUUGUAAUAAAGGUGAUUUUUGUCAUUUCUUAUAAAUUCAUGUGUGCAGUUAAUUGUUUAAAUUGCACAUUAAUGUUUUUGUUUGUUUUAUAAUAAAAUGCAAUGAUUGAAAUGAAUUAUGGAAAUAUUAAUAAAUCUGUACUAUCAACA
Micropterus dolomieu (smallmouth bass) is the source of this 2439-nucleotide messenger RNA. RefSeq names its product dual specificity phosphatase 22a (gene dusp22a). The record is from RefSeq and is a predicted model, not a curated record. NCBI's taxonomy places the organism in Eukaryota, Metazoa, Chordata, Actinopteri, Centrarchiformes, Centrarchidae. The coding region runs from base 271 to 900 and encodes 209 amino acids. Gene Ontology annotation, biological process: regulation of cell population proliferation; transforming growth factor beta receptor signaling pathway; positive regulation of JNK cascade. Gene Ontology annotation, cellular component: cytosol. The transcript has 7 exons. Gene Ontology annotation, molecular function: protein tyrosine/serine/threonine phosphatase activity.